CUGAUCACCUAAAGAUCCAUCUAAAGACACACAGCUCCAGCAAACCAUUUAAGUGCAGUGUGUGUAAGCGUGGCUUCUCUUCCACCUCAUCACUGCAGAGCCACAUGCAGGCUCACCGCAAGAACAGAGAACAUCUUGCACUGAGGAGUGAGAGGGAUGGAGGGAAGAAGGGAGGAGGAGGAGAUGGUGACCUGGAGCAGGACCUGUAUAUGUGUGAUUAUUGUGAGGAGACGUUCAGCCAGACUGACGAGCUAGAGAAACACGUCCUGACUAGGCACCCCCAGCUGUCUGACAGAGCCGACUUGCAAUGCAUCCACUGUCCUGAGAUCUUUCUAGACGAGGCUUCUCUCCUCACACAUAUUGAAACACAGCAUGCCAACCGCAAACACAAAUGUCCCGUCUGUUCAGAACAGUUUCCCUCUGUGGAGGAUGUCUACUGCCACCUAGACAGCCAUCGCCAGCCUGACUCCUCCAAUCACAGUGCUGCCAGUCCUGACCCUGCACUGGGCAGUGUAGCCUCAAUGAGCUCAGCCACUCCCGACUCCAGCGCCAGCCUGGAGAGAGGCUCCACACCUGACUCUACGCUAAAACCCAGCCAGGGCAGUGAACGAGGCCACAGAAGAGGUGCCGAGACAGGGGAAGAGAUUGGAAUAAGCCUGGGUCAUCAAGGUGGAGGUGGGGGAGGGAACUGGGGUAAAGUGACAUACUCUUGCCCUUACUGCUCAAAGAGAGACUUCCACAGUCUAGCGGUGUUGGAGAUCCAUUUGAAGACCAUCCAUGCAGAUAAGCCGCAGCAGAGCCAUACUUGUCAACUAUGUUUGGACACUCUGCCAACACUCUACAAUCUCAAUGAACAUGUGCGCAAAGCUCAUCGUGCCAGUGGAGGAACUGUAGGAACUGCAGCAGCAGCUUUUCCCCUGCUGCAGUUCACUAAUGUCACAGCAUUCCACUGCAACUACUGUCCAGACAUGUUUGGAGACAUCAAUUCUCUGCAAGAACACAUCAGAGUGUCCCACUGCCUGCCUGGUGGGAUUGUGGCAGGAUCCACCACAUUAGAGGGGAACCAUGCCUUCUUCUGCAACCAGUGCUCCAUGGGAUUCCUGACGGAGUCUUCGCUGACAGAACACAUUCAACAGACACACUGCACCUCAGCUGCAGGGGGUGGAGCUGCAUCUGGAGGAGCGGUGGCCAAACUGGAGUCUCCAGUACUACAGGCUGCAUCUCAGUCCUUCAUGGAGGUUUACUCCUGCCCUUACUGCACCAAUUCUCCUAUCUUCGGCUCACUCCUCAAGCUCACCAAGCACAUAAAGGAGAACCACAAGAACAUCCCAUUGGCUAACAACAAACGGCAGGCGAAGGUUGCAGACUUAAGCCCAGCCUCCUCUGAUGUCGAGAUCUCCUCCCCGAAACGCCACAGACUUGGAGGGGACUCCACCCCCUCCAUGGGCAGCAAUGGGGACUACCCAUGCAACCAGUGUGACCUGCGAUUUGCCAGCUUUGAGGGUUUCCAGGCCCACCUAAAGUCACACCUGGAAAUGCUGCUGAGGCGCCAGUCCUGCCCCCAGUGCAACAAGGAGGACUUUGAAUCCCAGGAGGCACUGCUUCAACACUUGACAGUGCACUACACCACCACAUCAACCCAGUAUGUGUGUGAGAGCUGUGAUAAACAAUUCUCCUCGGUGGAUGACCUGCAAAAACACUUGCUGGACAUGCACACGUUUGUCCUGUACCACUGCACUCUCUGCCAGGAGGUCUUUGACUCCAAGGUCUCCAUACAGGUGCAUUUGGCAGUGAAGCACAGCAAUGAGAAGAAGCUGUUUCGCUGCACAGCCUGUGCCUGGGACUUCAGGAAAGAGACAGAUCUCCAGCUCCAUGUAAAGCAUAACCAUCUGGGCCAAAGGUCAGGCCUCCCAGGGGGGCUCGUGGGAGGAAUCAAGCCCCGAAAGUGCAUCUUCUGUGGGGAGACGUUUGGAACAGAAGUAGAGCUCCAGUGUCAUAUCACCACGCACAGCAAGAAGUUCACAUGUCGCUUCUGUGGCAAAGCUUUCCAUGCCAUCUCACUGCUAGAAAGACACCUGAGGGAGAAGCACUGCAUCUUUGACGGUGGCAGCAUCACUGGCAAUGGAGGUGGUACAGGGAGCAGUGGCAGCCAGAAUGGAACGCCCAAUGGACUGGCACAGUCCUCCAAGCGAGGAGGAGGAAGUUGUGGCAAUGGAAGUGCAGGAGGCGUUGAAAGAGCAACAGUGGUUGCUGCUGAACAAGCAGACCUGCAGAACAUGUUGCUGAAGGGCGGAGUUGUUGGAGGAGGAACAGGCCAGGGGGGAGAUGCAGCCAACAGCCAUGAGGCUAGCGGGGGUGAGGAGGAGCUGGACAAUUCAGAGCCCAUGUAUGCCUGCGAUAUCUGUGGAGCGGCCUACACCAUGGAGUCCCUUCUGCAGAACCACCGGCUGCGUGACCACAACAUCCGACCAGGAGAUGAUGAUGCUGGUUCUCGAAAGAAGAAGGCAGACUUCAUCAAAGGGAACCACAAGUGCAACGUGUGUUCCAGAACUUUUUUCUCUGAGAAUGGGCUUCGUGAGCAUGCUCAGACUCACCGUGGUCCUGCAAAACACUACAUGUGUCCAAUAUGUGGCGAGCGUUUUCCCUCUCUGCUAACCCUCACUGAACACAAGGUGACCCAUAGUAAGAGCCUGGACACAGGAACCUGUCGAAUCUGUAAGAUGCCCCUGCAGAGUGAGGAGGAGUUUAUAGAGCACUGCCAGAUGCACCCUGACCUCCGAAACUCCCUUACCGGCUUCCGCUGCGUUGUCUGCAUGCAGACCGUCACCUCCACCCUGGAGCUGAAGAUCCACGGCACCUUCCACAUGCAAAAGCUUUCCAGUGGUUCUGCACUUGGAGGAGUUGGAGCCGGAGGUGGGAACGGAGGAGGAGGUGGAGGGAACGGCUCAGCCUCUUCAUCCCCCAAUGGGCAGCUGCAGCAGCAUAAGCUGUAUAAAUGUGCUUUCUGCCUAAAGGAGUUCAAGAACAAAGGGGAGAUGGUGAAGCUGGAUGUCAACGGCCUGCCUUAUGGCCUCUGUGCUGGCUGCAUGAGCAGGGGCACUAACGGCCAGAGCCUGAGCCAGGGAGGAGCUGUCACGCCCGGGGACACGCAGGGAGAGAAGGCUAUGGCCGGGCUGAGGUGUCCAGAGUGUGGGGUGAAGUUUGAAACCCUGGAAGACCUGGAGAGUCAUGUUCAGACAGAUCACCCUGAGGUCAGCCCUGAAACCAGCGCAGCAGGAAAGAAGGCUGAGGCUUCACCUGCACCUAAGAAAAAGACCUACCAGUGUAUUAAAUGCCAAAUGACGUUUGAGACAGAAAGAGAGAUCCAGAUUCACGUCGCGAAUCACAUGAUCGAGGAGGGCAUCAAUCAUGAGUGCAAGCUGUGUAACCAGAUGUUUGAUUCACCUGCCAAGCUGCUUUGCCACCUGAUAGAGCACAGCUUUGAAGGCAUGGGAGGUACCUUCAAGUGUCCCGUCUGCUUCACAGUGUUUGUGCAGGCCAACAAGCUCCAGCAGCACAUUUUUGCUGUCCAUGGCCAAGAAGACAAGAUCUACGACUGUUCCCAGUGUCCGCAGAAGUUCUUCUUUCAGACAGAACUACAGAACCACACACUGAGUCAGCACGCGCAGUGAGACCGAGGCCCGGCAGGAUCUCUCGGCUCAGCCGGGGCCCCCGACCCGGAGCCGGCAGGGGACCGCCAUCUCCACAUCACAGCCAAUCAAAGUGUCAUUUGCUACUCACAUGUAAAACUCUAACGAUCGCGCCACUGGGCGCGGCUAUUACGAGCAGCGGGGGAAAGGAAUAUUAAUGGGAUAUGCUAUUAAAUAAAGAAAGGAAAAAGUGGGUGAGAGAAAUGGUAAGAGCUAGAUGGAAGGAAAGACGAGUGAAAAAAGGGUAUUGUACGUGCAGUAUUUUUUAUUGUCCCUGCCAAACCCCCCUCCAACAGCUUCUUCCUCCUCCUCUUCUCCUUUCCUCUCCUCCCACCCAUCACUCCCCAGGUCAUGCAUUUUAUUUUUUUUAAUAGAAAAAAAAAAGCAAGAUAACACCCUUUGUUUUGAGAUUUUUUAAAAAUAGAUUGUAGGAAAAAGCUUCACUUUCUUGUCCCCUCAGUUGCUCAUUGUAUUCAACUUCAUAGGUGCCAUCUUAUUUGAUUUUUAUUUCUUAUUUUCUUUAUUUUCAUUUUGUACCUUUCAUUUCUUGCCGUAAGUAGGUACUUGUGCUGUGUUGUGAUUGUUUGUUUGCCAGUCGUAAUAUUCCUAAGUUUUCCCCCAAAUCUCUCCUUUUUAUGAUUAUUGUUAUAUAUUUUUUUUCCUUUUUAUAAUUACUAUGAAAAAAAGACAUCAAACAAAAUAAAGUGCAGAAAACCAUACAGAUGUUUCUUUUUUUUGGAUUGGGUUUUCCAGUCUCUAUGGGGCCUAUAAUGGUUAUUGUAAAAAUGAGUAUCAUCAAUUUCAGUGCGUCUGGUCAAUGACUGCUUUUUAAUUGUGAAUUAACCAGAUUGCAAUAAUCUAGUACAGACAAAAAGAUAAAACAAAUAAAUA
Messenger RNA from Xiphias gladius (swordfish), 4580 nucleotides. RefSeq names its product zinc finger protein 423 (gene znf423). The record is from RefSeq and is a predicted model, not a curated record. Gene Ontology annotation, biological process: regulation of transcription by RNA polymerase II. Gene Ontology annotation, cellular component: nucleus. Gene Ontology annotation, molecular function: RNA polymerase II transcription regulatory region sequence-specific DNA binding; DNA-binding transcription factor activity, RNA polymerase II-specific. NCBI's taxonomy places the organism in Eukaryota, Metazoa, Chordata, Actinopteri, Istiophoriformes, Xiphiidae. The transcript has 16 exons. Bases 105 to 3671 code for a protein of 1188 amino acids.